AUAGCAUUAGCACAGCAGAGGUGUGUGAAACCUAAACAAACCAUCCAUCUCCAUUUCUAAGAAACCUUCAAGAACCUUCCUUUUAUAUUUCCUUCUCCUUAUGUGCGAAUCCCUUAACACUAUCUCUUCAAUUCUCCCCUACUAAAGCCCCCCUCACUCUCCUCUUUCUUUCAUAAUCAAACGCUCAUUUCCGUCUCUCCCAACAAAAUUCGCUGAGAGAGAAAGCAUAAACAAGCUCUAAUGGAUUCGGAUCCCCGAGAUAGUAACAAUGAUCUGGCCAGCAGAAGCUACGCCAUAAGUGGUAGGAUAAUGUUAAGUGCGAUUGUUAUUCUUUUCUUUGUGGUUAUUUUGAUGGUUUGUCUCCAUCUCUAUGCCCGUUGGUACCUUCUCAAUGCUCGCCGCCGCCAAAUCCGCCGUGUCCGAAACCGCCGUACUCAUUUAGUCUUCUACGUUGACCCCUCCGACCCUAACGCCGCUCAUGUAACUGUCCCAUCUCGCGGCUUGGAUCCUGCUGUCCUAAAAUCGCUGCCCGUAUUUGAUUAUUCAUCGAAAACCCACCCGGAUUCGAUUGAGUGUGCCGUCUGCCUAUCCGAAUUCGAAGAGAAUGAAAAGGGUCGAACCUUACCCAAAUGUAAUCAUAGCUUCCACAUCGAGUGUAUUGAUAUGUGGUUCCAUUCGCAUUCCACUUGCCCUCUCUGCCGCUCCCCUGUUGAACCCGUACCAGAAAACGCCGUGCAGGUAGAUUCGUCGUCGGAGAUUAUUGAAAUUGGGUCCGACUCUGGUUUGUGCGCCACGUGCCAGCACAAUGAAGACCAUGUGGGUGCUUCGACCUCGUCGUUUGGGGGUCGAAGGAAACCAGCGGAGCUCCUGGGUGUGACGAUAGAAGUUCCUAGAAGAAAUGGGAACUUUGAGGACGAGUCAGCCAUCGAAUCGCCGGCAUAUCGGUCGCCUAUGAGUCGCAUGUUGUCAUUUAGGAGGAUUCUUAGUAGAGAAAGAAGAGGGAAUGUGUCUCCUUCAGUGAACCCCACAAGUUGUGGUGGGUCGGUCACCGAGUCAGACUUCGAGAGAGGGCGUUGAAGAGGAAACAUUCGGCCACUGUCAGGUGUCCUGUCACUUGUCUCGAGGCUGUAGCGUGGAGAGAGAGUAGUAAAUGAGGGCAAUGUUUAUGUACUCGUGGCAGUUGAUGGGUCCCAUCUUGUGGAUUCAUCGCCGCCUUGGGAUACCGAGUUUGACUUUACCUUGUAUAUAUUUAUCACAUUUCAUUAAUUUAAUUUUUUUCCUUUUUAAUCCUUUUUCAUAAAA
Molecule: messenger RNA, 1302 nt
Organism: Jatropha curcas
Lineage: Eukaryota; Viridiplantae; Streptophyta; Magnoliopsida; Malpighiales; Euphorbiaceae
Gene: ATL2
Product: TOXICOS EN LEVADURA 2
Source: RefSeq, a predicted model, not a curated record